GAAGAAAAAGGAAGUAGAAUUAGAGACUAGUUUAUUUUCGUUAUGAACAAUCCUUGCGGACUGAAGACCCACUGACUGAACAGAAUAGGCCGGCUACCCACCUCAGUCGAAAAUGUCUAAACUACAGUCGUUUCGUCUGUUUUUAAAUGAGCGUUUAACGGCAGCUGCCCUGGAGAUUUUCGCAGCAUUUGAGAAAACGGUGGCAGAGUACCAGGAGGAGAAUGAUCAGCUACGGAGACUGCUGCGGAUCACCCCGAAGAUAAAACUAUGUAGAAUUGACUCCUUGCAGCUCUCUCUCGCUGUCUCUGAAGAGGAUGUUCCCUUUGAGCAGCAGGAGUGGAGCACCAGACUGGGGCCAGAGGAUCCAGAGCCCACACAGAUUAAAGAGGAACAGGAGGAACUCUGGACCAGUCAGGAGAAAGAGAAGCUUCAAGGGAUGGAGGCUGAUAUCAUAGAGUUCAAAUUCACUCCUCCUUGUGUGAAAAGUGAAUUUGAUCAGGAGGACCCACUUCAGUCCUUGACUCUUCUCGAAACCCAGACUGUGGAGAACAGAGAGAGUGACUCUAAACCAGUGGAUCUCAAACCUUUUGGCAAUGUGACCCACCUAAAUAAUCAAAACAAUGACUCCAGCCACACCACAUCUAAAAAAACUAAACGCUGCCGUGACUGUGGUGAAACAUUUGCUCUGAAAGCUGACCUGCAGAGGCAUUUGACUCUCACCAAGAUGAGACCCAGGGAAUGUCGAUUAUGCAAAAAACACUACAAUUCCACCUGUAAACUGAAGGCCCAUGUCCGACUCUGUCACGUGGAGAAACCCUGCCCCAUUUGUGGCAAGACCUUCAAAUACAAAGGGGUUCUGUCCAGGCACAUAAGGACUCACACAGGAGAGAAACCAUUUAGCUGUGGUGACUGUGGGAAGAGCUUCAAACGAAAGCAGCACCUAACCAACCAUGUACGGACUCACACAGGAGAAAAACCAUUUAGCUGUGGAGACUGCGGGAAACGCUUCAUUCAGAAGGGACAUCUAACCGAACAUAUUCGAACCCACACAGGAGAGAAACCAUUUAGUUGUGUUGACUGUGGGAAAAAAAGCUUUAAUCAGAAGUGGCUCCUAACCGAACAUAUACGGACUCACACAGGAGAGAAACCAUUUAACUGUAGUGACUGCGGGAAAAGCUUUAGUUACAAGGGGGACCUAAGGAGGCAUAUACUGACUCACACAGGAGAGAAACCAUUUAGCUGUGGUGACUGCGGGAGAUGUUUCAAUCAUAAGGGGCACCUAAGGAAGCAUAUAUUGACUCACACAGGAGUGAAACCAUUUAGCUGUGGUGACUGUGGGAAAAGCUUCAAUCAGAAGGCAGCCCUAAAGACACAUAUACUGACUCACACAGGAGUGAAACCAUUUAGCUGUGGUGACUGCGGGAAAAGCUUCUAUCAGAAGGGACACCUAAAUGAACAUAUUCGGACUCACACAGGAGAGAAACAACAUGUCUGCUCAGUAUGUGGUAAAGGAUUCACUCAGAAGGCUCAUUUGGUGAGGCAUGUAAAUAACGUCCACAAAGACAAAACUGGAUGAAAAUGAGAAAUAAUAAAGAAAGUUCUGUCAGAAGAUGGGAAUAAACAGGCAGGAUGUAGACAGGACAACACUCCUAGGAAAACACGAAGGAAAGCAAAAUAAGUGUGGGUCAUUCAUGCUGUAGGUUUCAGAUAAAUACAGUGGCUUGCGAAAGUAUUCAGUCCCCUUGGCAUUUUUCCUAUUUUGUUGCCUUACAACCUGGAAUUAAAAUUGAUUUUUUGGGGGGUUUGUAUAAUUUGAUUUACACAACAUGCCUACCACCCCAACAGGGUGAGAGUUGUCCGACUUUUAAAAACAGAAUGGCCGUUUAUUACUUGCCACAUCAGGCUUGUUGUUUGGGGGGUUACAGUAGGUCUCCAAAUUCUGUAAAAUUACUAUGUGACAAUGUCUUUUUUUUUUUUAUGGAGCCUGCCAUGUAGCCUGCCAGUAAUUGCAUUGAAUCGAAUUAGUCAGAUCCAUGAUUAGUUGAGUCCAGGGUUCAAAGUAAUAACUCAAAAUGUACCUUUUUAAUUUAUCUAAGGGAACAUUAGAUGGUCAGUUAUCAUGGUCAAGUCAUAAAGAUAUGUUCUGUGUUUUUGACACAAAGAUCAACUGUACUAGAUGUUCA
Molecule: messenger RNA, 2183 nt
Organism: Coregonus clupeaformis (lake whitefish)
Lineage: Eukaryota; Metazoa; Chordata; Actinopteri; Salmoniformes; Salmonidae
Product: zinc finger protein OZF-like
Exons: 2
Coding region: 113-1576 (487 amino acids)
Biological process (GO): regulation of DNA-templated transcription
Molecular function (GO): RNA polymerase II cis-regulatory region sequence-specific DNA binding; DNA-binding transcription factor activity, RNA polymerase II-specific
Source: RefSeq, a predicted model, not a curated record